CGUUGCGCUUGCGGAUACUGGGUGAGAAUGUCCGACGCCUCCGCACUGUAUCACCGUGAUAUGAAGCAGUCUUUUUGAUCGCUGUUUGCCUACUAUGAUUUUUGAUAUUGGCCGUUUCAGCUCUUCAGCGACUCUCUUCCUACGCUCUGGUGAUAUUUCCAGAGUCAUAGAAUGGCCACCUCUUCAUCCGACGGAGUGACGCCAUCGGCUGCAAGUCCGAACCGUCGGGAAUAUAGCUGACUAAUGUCGGCUUCCUGCCGACGGACCGUGCCGUGCACAGCUGAGUCAUUAAUUGCAUAAUGUCAUUUUCCCCUCCAAUGCAUAACAUCCCGAUCGGGAUAUACUCUCGUGCUUCUCUAGAAGCAUUUUGGAUUGUUGUCAUCCUUCAUCCAUUGGGCCUUCAUCCUCUUCAUCCCUUCCGCGGACAACUUCAAUAUGCAUUAUCCAGUUCAGCCAGACAACUCAGCCCCCCUGUGUCACCGCCUCGCUAUGCAUAUUGCCACCGUUUGCUCUCUUUCACCGUCUUUCCCACUGAUGUCAUCGCAGUGUCCCUUCCAACAAUGAAUCGUAUAUCAUUGGAAGCCACUGAUCUUCCCAGCAUCAUCGGCCAGGGGGUAUGCAGCUCAUCCCAAAAGGUGGCACCAGUAGCUGAUGACGCCCAAUGUGCCGAGUUGCCCGGUAUCCCUUGAGCGGAGGCUGUGUGGCUUUGCCAAAAAGCGUGUCAGGCUCACGACCUGCUGUGCCUGCUGUAUACUAGACCAACAGCUAUCCACGCCAAUACUCGAAAGUGGCGCCUUUCCCGCAGACUAAAAUCUCUUUCGCCCAUCAGCGUACCUAAUCGGUCGACGGAAAGCGGGGAUGGCGAAUGAAUGAAUGUGCCAGCACAGGUUGUCCCAGUCUGACAGACCACACUUGACCUCACCUGCAUAGAGAUGGGAUGGUUUCAUGAGCGACUCCUUGUUGACAUGGCUCAAGGGGAUCCAUUCGUUCCCAACGCUUGACGUCUGGCCACGAUCGCCAUGUUUCAGGGCUAGCGGGAUUGAUUCGUUGCCUGUUAACGCCCAAUGUCUGAGCCCAGGCCCUGAUAGGGCCACCAUCCCCGGAGAG
Molecule: messenger RNA, 1107 nt
Organism: Aspergillus welwitschiae
Lineage: Eukaryota; Fungi; Ascomycota; Eurotiomycetes; Eurotiales; Aspergillaceae
Exons: 1
Coding region: 300-689 (129 amino acids)
Source: RefSeq, a predicted model, not a curated record